Messenger RNA from Hibiscus syriacus, 429 nucleotides. RefSeq names its product red pigment-concentrating prohormone-like. The record is from RefSeq and is a predicted model, not a curated record. The transcript is spliced from 2 exons. NCBI's taxonomy places the organism in Eukaryota, Viridiplantae, Streptophyta, Magnoliopsida, Malvales, Malvaceae. Bases 93 to 380 code for a protein of 95 amino acids.
UCGUUAAUAGAACAAAUUACCUUAGAGAAAAACUGCAUUUCUCCAUUUUCAUUCUAUCUUUUACUUCUCCUUGAUCAGCACCCUAACCAAAAAUGGCACACCAAAACGUUGUUCUUGCUUUGGUCUUGAUUGCCCUCGUCGGCAUGGUUUCUGCCGCCGGCUCUAAGGCCAGCAGUUCACCGGCCUCCGCACCCGGCGGUGCUGAUGGCGGUUUAGGGGGUGCACCUGGAUCUCCCGCAGGUGCACUUGGAGCUGCUGCAGGUGGUAGUUCUCCACCUUCUAUGGCUUCUGCACCUAGUCCCAGCAAAGGUGCUACGCUCGAGGUCUCGACCGUCGCCGGCGUCGGAGCAGCCGCCGUUGCUUUCUACUUCAUGUUCUAAACAUGUUUUUCGUACGAGGAAAAGGCUGCCUUUAUUAAUUAUUCUAUGA